ACAGUUAUCGAGAUCUCCACCAUGGCUCUCUGCCGGGUACCUGCUCUUGUGAGCAGCAGCUGGCUCAAGCAGAGGCUCCCUGCCUACCUGUCUCAGCUCGGAAAAGGCGCAUCAUCUAGCCCCGGCUCUGGGAACGACGCGCCGUUGCGCCUGCUGGACACCUCCUGGGUGCCUGAGCCUGACGUGGACGGCUACAAGGAGUUUUACAGCAAAAGCCACAUCCCGGGAGCCGCGCACUUUGACCUGAAGACGCUGAGCCCCAAGAGGCCAGACUCCCCCAUCGACUGCCCGAUCCCAGACCUGAAACUGUUCCGAGAGUACGUGGAGAGUUUUGGCAUCACUAACAACACGCACGUCAUCGCGUACGACAGCCUCAACACGCGGCCCUCCGUGCGGACCUGGUUUCUGUUCAGACUUUUUGGUCAUGACCAAGUGUCCAUUCUCAACGGUGGAAUGGUUCAGUGGGUGAAAGAAGGAAACGACGUGACGGCUGAAGAACCGGACGCUUCCCAGCUGAGAUCUGGUGAACCUUUCAAUAUCAACUUCAGAUCUGACCUGCUCUUAGAUUAUCAAGCCAUGCUAAAAGUCGUAGACGCUCAAUCUGCCCAACUUUUGGAUUCCCGCCCUGGUGUCGGCGGGUUUUACAUCACAGACGACGACAAAUCUGGGGGACACAUGCCAGGGGCCAAAAGUUUGCCUUUCCCUAUCGUGUUCAACAAAGACGGAACCUUCAAAUCCAAAGAGGACCUGGCUGCCCUCUUUGCGAAUAACGGGGUUGAUCUGAACCAGCCAAUCGUUGCGACUUGCCAGCGAGGCAUGACGGCCUGUGCUUUGGCGGUGGCGGGACAUGUUCUCGGAGUGGACAACAUCCCAGUCUACAACGGCUCGUGGCUCGAGUGGAGUGCCAUUGCUGAACCGAGGAAUAUUGUGCAACGAAAGAAAGAAUGAGC
Messenger RNA from Aplysia californica (California sea hare), 950 nucleotides. Its product is annotated as thiosulfate sulfurtransferase-like. The record is from RefSeq and is a predicted model, not a curated record. Gene Ontology annotation, molecular function: thiosulfate-cyanide sulfurtransferase activity. Gene Ontology annotation, biological process: transsulfuration. NCBI's taxonomy places the organism in Eukaryota, Metazoa, Mollusca, Gastropoda, Aplysiida, Aplysiidae. Gene Ontology annotation, cellular component: mitochondrion.